CCGCCCCUUCCCCCGCCCGGGCGGCCAUGGCCAUUCCCAGCAUCCCCUAUGAGCGACGGCUUCUCAUCAUGGCGGACCCUAGAGAUAAGGCGCUUCAGGAUUACCGCAAGAAGCUGCUGGAGCACAAGGAGAUCGACGGCCGUCUUAAGGAGUUAAGGGAACAAUUAAAAGAACUUACCAAGCAGUAUGAAAAGUCUGAAAAUGAUCUGAAGGCCCUACAAAGUGUUGGGCAGAUUGUGGGUGAAGUGCUUAAGCAAUUAACUGAAGAAAAAUUUAUUGUUAAAGCUACAAAUGGACCAAGAUAUGUUGUGGGUUGUCGUCGACAGCUUGACAAAAGUAAGCUGAAGCCAGGAACAAGAGUUGCUUUGGAUAUGACUACAUUAACUAUCAUGAGAUAUUUGCCAAGAGAGGUGGAUCCACUUGUUUACAACAUGUCUCAUGAGGACCCUGGGAAUGUUUCUUAUUCUGAGAUUGGAGGUCUGUCAGAACAGAUUCGGGAAUUAAGAGAGGUAAUAGAGUUACCUCUAACAAAUCCAGAAUUAUUCCAGCGUGUAGGAAUAAUACCUCCAAAAGGCUGUUUGUUAUAUGGACCACCAGGCACAGGAAAAACACUCUUGGCACGAGCUGUUGCUAGCCAACUGGACUGCAAUUUCUUAAAGGUUGUAUCUAGUUCUAUUGUAGACAAGUACAUUGGUGAAAGUGCUCGUUUGAUUAGAGAAAUGUUUAAUUAUGCCAGGGACCAUCAGCCAUGCAUCAUUUUUAUGGAUGAAAUAGAUGCUAUUGGUGGUCGUCGGUUUUCUGAAGGUACUUCAGCUGAUAGAGAGAUUCAGAGAACCUUAAUGGAGUUACUGAAUCAAAUGGAUGGAUUUGAUACUCUGCAUAGAGUUAAAAUGAUCAUGGCUACAAACAGACCAGAUACGCUGGACCCUGCUUUGUUACGUCCAGGAAGAUUGGAUAGAAAAAUACAUAUUGAUUUACCAAAUGAACAAGCAAGAUUAGAUAUAUUGAAAAUCCAUGCAGGACCCAUUACAAAGCAUGGUGAAAUAGAUUAUGAAGCAAUUGUGAAGCUAUCAGAUGGCUUUAAUGGAGCAGACCUGAGAAAUGUUUGCACUGAAGCAGGUAUGUUUGCAAUUCGUGCUGAUCAUGAUUUUGUAGUUCAAGAAGACUUCAUGAAAGCAGUCAGAAAAGUGGCUGAUUCUAAGAAGCUAGAAUCUAAAUUGGACUACAAACCUGUGUAAUUUUAUUGUAAGGUUUUGGAUGGCUGCAUGACAGACAUUGACUUAAUGUAAAAAUAAAGUUAAGGAAAAUAAUGUACGUAUUGGCAAUGAUCUCAUUAAAUGUUAAUGAAUAAAAUAUGUAUGAGUAACAUAAAAAUUAGUAUGUAAUUCAGUAAUUCAACUUUUUAAAUUGACACAGAAGAAAUUUGUAUGUUUGUUAAUGUUGCAUUUAUUGCAGCAAAAGUUACAACAAGAAGAGUGUUGAAGCUUUUCGUAUUUGCCAUGUGAGCAUUUUGUAAAACACUGAAAAAUAGUUUGAGAUAGUAGUACAAGAGAGCAUUUCUUAAGACUUAUUAUAUCAUUUGUUUUCCUCAUUCUAACAAAGUUUAAUAAAAUCUGUUUGAUUUAGUUCCACCUA
Marmota monax (woodchuck) is the source of this 1635-nucleotide messenger RNA. RefSeq names its product proteasome 26S subunit, ATPase 6 (gene Psmc6). Gene Ontology annotation, biological process: positive regulation of RNA polymerase II transcription preinitiation complex assembly. NCBI's taxonomy places the organism in Eukaryota, Metazoa, Chordata, Mammalia, Rodentia, Sciuridae. Gene Ontology annotation, molecular function: proteasome-activating activity; ATP binding; ATP hydrolysis activity. Gene Ontology annotation, cellular component: proteasome regulatory particle, base subcomplex; cytosolic proteasome complex. The record is from RefSeq and is a predicted model, not a curated record. The transcript has 14 exons. Bases 27 to 1238 code for a protein of 403 amino acids.